AUGUUUCCGUCGAGUGGCGCGCCAAUGGCUCAACCUCAAAAGCCAGAGACCUUUAUGCUCUCGAACGAGGCACAACAAAGCUUGCCACAGGAUGCGCAAGUCGCCCUGCAACAAGUCGACAACCUAAAAUACUUCCUAAUAUCCGCACCCGUGGACUGGAGCCCUGACUCACUCAUCCGAAGAUUCCUCCUACCCACGGGCGAAUAUGUCUCCUGUGUGCUGUGGAACAACCUCUUCCACGUAUCCGGCACUGAUAUCGUGAGGUGUCUGUCCUUUCGCUUCCAAGCAUUUGGCCGACCCGUCAAGAACCCGAAGAAAUUCGAAGAGGGCAUCUUCUCCGAUCUGCGGAACCUGAAAUCUGGUACCGACGCAUCUUUGGAAGAGCCCAAGAGCCCCUUCCUUGACUUUCUAUACAAGAACAACUGCAUUCGAACACAGAAGAAGCAGAAGGUGUUCUAUUGGUACAGUGUGCCUCAUGACCGGUUGUUUCUCGAUGCUCUGGAAAGGGAUUUGAAGCGCGAGAAGAUGGGCCAGGAGGCCACCACAAAGGCUGUCGCAGAGCCAGCUCUCUCGUUCGAGUUCGACUCAUCGCAAUCGCUGUUCGAACAGCUGACAAAGGCCCAGCAAGCGAGUUCGUCUUCGUUCGCGACUGCGAAUGCCAACGUAAACUACUCCCAGUCAACGUCGCCGGUCCUUCGAGCAGCGGAUUCCAUGCCUCCUCCGUCAAUGGUGCCAACGCCGAUGCCACGGUCACAGGAGCAGCCAAUGCAACCCAUGUUCACGACAAUGGGCAUGAACCCGAGCUUGCCAGCUCCGAUUGCGACCGUGGGCAUGUCGCGAGAGCAGGAUUUCUCGCACAUGGCCUAUGACCGUGCUCACAUUCGCCACGCUUCGAUGCCUGCUUACAUGGAGUAUUCUCCUGCUCCAUCCUUCGUGUCGUCGCAUUUUGAGGACUACAGCACCCGUGGGCUCUCCUACGAGCCCAUCACUCCUCCUCAACACGCCAUCCAUGGCGCAGAGCCUGCAUAUAUUGCGAAUGAGGAUACGGGUCUCUACUCAGCCAUCCCGGAAAUGCAACAUAUGCCGGCGUACAAUCCAAUGCAACAUAUGCCACCGUCAACGCUUGGGGGACCGCUCCACGUCGCCGCACCUCGACCGUUCCCACCCUCAAACGUCUACUCGGUGAUUGAAGGAUCGCCAACUUACAAGGCAAGACGGAGGCGCUCCUCGAUUCCUUCGUCCAUCAUGAAUGCCGUUGCAGCCAACGCAGUCGCUCAGGUGACGCACGGAAUCAAGACGCACGUCCCUCAGAGGCCGAGUGAUCUGCGUCGGUCGAUGUCUAGCUCUGUUCUGCCGAUUGCGGAAGGCGACGAGACUGGCGAUCAGUCUCCUCCCGACCUGGCGCACAGUUACGCCUCUUCAUUGGUAAACCGCGACCAUCUCCAUGAUUUCUCCCGGCGAAGCACGCCUUUGCCAAGUCUGGAAGAGGAUCCAUCCCAAUCCCAACUGUCGGCUGGUACGGAACCCAUGCCUAGCUUUGGAGACGACAUGCACCCAGCGUCGUUGCACGCUAGCCCCGCGGUUCGGUUGGAAAGGCCAGGGCCGAUCCGUCGAGCACGAAGUGCAACAAUGAUGGAGCUCGGUGUUCCCUACAAGUCACACUCCUGUCCUAUCCCGAGCUGUGGGCGCCUCUUCAAGCGCCUAGAGCAUCUCAAGCGACACGUCCGGACACAUACUCAGGAACGACCAUACGUCUGCCCCUAUUGCAAUAAGGCGUUUUCACGAUCUGACAACCUCGCUCAGCACCGCCGUACCCAUGAAACACAACCUGAUGGUCAGCCGGCGCCCGUAAACAGUGAAGAAGAAUUGGAGAACGAAGAGAACGACUUCGGCUCCAUGGACGAACUGUCCUCCCCCGACGAAGUUACACGGCCCUCGAGCGUCCAGGGCAUGCUGGCUAUGAGCAUGCCACCUCCGUCGACACUUGUCAUGCAACACCCUAUGACGUCUCAGCCCAUGAUGGCACCGAGUCACCUUGUUCAACCCUCGAUGCUGCAAAACUUGUAG
Molecule: messenger RNA, 2067 nt
Organism: Cladophialophora yegresii CBS 114405
Lineage: Eukaryota; Fungi; Ascomycota; Eurotiomycetes; Chaetothyriales; Herpotrichiellaceae
Product: transcription factor STE12
Exons: 3
Coding region: 1-2067 (688 amino acids)
Biological process (GO): sexual reproduction; regulation of DNA-templated transcription
Cellular component (GO): nucleus; Tec1p-Ste12p-Dig1p complex; Ste12p-Dig1p-Dig2p complex
Molecular function (GO): DNA-binding transcription factor activity
Source: RefSeq, a predicted model, not a curated record